UGUUUUAAGAUUUGAGCCAGCGCCCAAUAGGAACUGGUUUUUGGCAGUUCAGCGACAAGGCUGAAAUUCUUUAAAUUCGGCAUUGGAUUAUUCAAAAUACUCAUUCCAAACUAAAUUUAUGCUUUUUGCAUUGGUCAAAGUUCUAGUAAUUUGGAAUAAAUGGCAAUCUAUCUUUUACUCAGAUUUCAAUAAAAUCUAUUUUAGUUUUAUAAAUUAUAAAUAAUAUGCAAUUUUGUGCAGGUUUCAUUCUACCUAAUCAAGCGGUUCAAAUUUAAACACGUAUACGAGGCCGAAGCUGCUUCCAGACCUCAGCGGACGACAACAGCAUUUACAACUUUAGCCAGCAUCUCUGUCACUAUUACUGGAGGCAUCAUAGUAGCUGUUCACUAUUAUGUAAAUUACAACGUAACAUUGGAGGAAACAACUGCUACUGAAAUCCAAGAAAGUUUUGAAAAUAAAAAACCAGACAUAGACACUAAAGUCAGGAAGAUUCAUUGGAAAAUCAUUGUUCCAUUCAAUUUUAUCAAAGAUGUUGUUGAAAAGCUUUUAUAAUUUCUAAACACUAAUUGUUUGUCAGCUGCGGUAUACUUAAAGAAUAUUGAUAAUAACUUUCUCAAAGUAACAAAAAAUAAAAAAAUAAUGUUUGAAUGUUUGAAAAUGCUUUUAACAGUCAAUCUACUUUCCAGUUAUCUUCUUGAUAAACAUUCAAAAGUUUACCGUUGUGAAUCAAGCAUUACCUUCUUUGCAUGGAGGGUCAAUUAGAUUUACGCUUGCAGUCCCUUCAAUAGCAUAGUUUAUAUAAUUUUAAUCAUAUGAUUAUUUUUAUGGAAAUUGAUUCAAUCAUUAAAUUGUUAUCAUUUAGCAAGGUUUACCAUUUACCAUUAUUUUAAAUUCAUUUUUGAUUCCAAUUUAAACCUUGAUCGGUAAUGCUGUGAGGCAAGGCCUCUUCAUGGUUCUGUUAUGCUGGUGUUUGGCUAUGUGAUUCCAGGUGUUGCUAUCCUGUUAAACAAGAAACUCCGAGUGUAUGCUAGAAGAUCUCUGCAAAACUACUUUCUCGCCAAUAUAGUUUAUGACUACUACAGGACUUUGAAAAGAAAUAAGAGAAAAGCGCACCCAAGAGCAGGCAACGUAAAUUCACAAGAUGCGAUUGAACUUAAAGGCCGAGGAGUAAAAUCCUCAAAUGCAGUUGCAUCUAAUCAAGGUACAAUUUCACAUGACUUGAUCCAAGCAGAUCCUGAACCUGACUUGAUCCAAGCAGAUCCUGAACCUGACUUGAUCCAAGCAGAUCCUGAACCUGACUUGAUCCAAGCAGAUCCUGAACCUGACUUGAUCCAAGCAGAUCCUGAGCCUGACUUGAUCCAAGCAGAUCCUGAACCUGACUUGAUCCAAGCAGAUCCUAAGCCUGACUUGAUCCAAGCACAUCCUGAACCUGACUUGAUCCAAGCAGAUCCUGAGCCUGACUUGAUCCAAGCACAUCCUGAACCUGACUUGAUCCAAGCAGAUCCUGAACCUGACUUGAUCCAAGCAGACAUCAUUGUACAUCAAGAUCAAGAACUGUCUCUUCCUGGACAAAUUUUGAAUUGAUAAAUACAUUGCAAAUAUCAGUCAUUUGAACUUUGCAAAAAUAGAAUCUGAAUCUGA
Molecule: messenger RNA, 1641 nt
Organism: Eurytemora carolleeae
Lineage: Eukaryota; Metazoa; Arthropoda; Copepoda; Calanoida; Temoridae
Product: coagulation factor V
Exons: 8
Coding region: 961-1584 (207 amino acids)
Source: RefSeq, a predicted model, not a curated record